Messenger RNA from Athalia rosae (coleseed sawfly), 2821 nucleotides. RefSeq names its product X-ray repair cross-complementing protein 5. Bases 806 to 2578 code for a protein of 590 amino acids. The record is from RefSeq and is a predicted model, not a curated record. The transcript is spliced from 14 exons. NCBI's taxonomy places the organism in Eukaryota, Metazoa, Arthropoda, Insecta, Hymenoptera, Athaliidae. Gene Ontology annotation, cellular component: Ku70:Ku80 complex; nucleus. Gene Ontology annotation, molecular function: damaged DNA binding; telomeric repeat DNA binding; double-stranded DNA binding. Gene Ontology annotation, biological process: cellular response to X-ray; telomere maintenance; DNA recombination.
GUAGGUACUUUCUAGCUUCGCCCCAAUUUAAUCGUACGUCACCCGCAACGGUGACCCAGGAAGCAAUUCAAGCUACACAAUUUUCGGCGUAGAUAUAGCUUAGAAUUAACGAACCAUUGCAUGUUAGAAAUAAGCACGAACAAAAAGCUUCAUAUAUUCCGAUGACGGAGUGUUACAUCAGUGAUGAAAUUUGUCGAAUAUUGCUUGCAAUGCACACAAAUGUAUAAUGGAAGCUUUGAAUUUUUUCAAUUAACUGAGUCUUUAAUUUUAUAAUUAUUUUUCAGAAAGAACGCGCAGGUGCAAUAUAUUCCCGGUUCGGUCAUUGGUGUGAACGGGGGUUUGCGGCAAAAAUCCCGUUUUUUUCAUGACGUGAUAGCAUCGUUCAAGUCCUCGACUAUCUCAUUUCAUCUGUGCCUACGCCCAGAGGAGUACCGCACGUCGUCGACAACUCCACCGUCGUCUGUUGUUCAUCCAGUUGACAGCGUGCAUUAUGAAGCACAACUGACGCAGCGUAAAAAGGGGAUUGGCAGGGAAGUUGAAUGCAAUUGUCCAGAUGACCAAAGGUUCACGAAUUUAUCCCUGUUAGCGCUGUUAAAAGUGCACCAAAUAUCAAGACCUCGGUGAUCUAGACCCGCACAAUAUCUCUGACUUAGUUGAAUGUUGAAAUCUACGUCACGAACACUCAGGUUCAAACUGGCACGUCUGUCACAUUGUGAGGCGUGAUAAGUUAUAGCCGGUCCAGUGAAAACGAGAUUUCUGAAAUAGAUUUCAGGCUCUGUCAAAUUUAAUAUUUUGUUACUGAAAGAUGCCUCCAAAAAAAAAAAAGGAGUACUUGAUAAUAUUAGCCAGCAUUGGGUGCACCAAUAUAACAGAUGAUGGAAAUGAGUUGAGUUUCUUGGAAAACUCCAAACUUGUUAUGAAACAUGUGAUCCAAAGAAAGAUUUUCUUACGUCCAAAUGAUGAAAUUGGAAUCAUACUUAUGGGUACAAACCGAACAAAUAAUCAUUCAUUAUGCCACAACAUUGUAGAAUUGAAUGCCUUGGAAAAACCCUCAUGGGACAUGGUCGAAAAAGUGAUGAAUUUGAAAGCCAGUGAUAAAAAAAACAACUGGAUUGAUGGAAUGUGUGUAAUGCUUGAUUACGUCAACAGGGAAUGUAUUGAACAUAGUGCUAGAAGAACGGUAAUGUUGUUAACCGAUUUCAAAGAAGAACCUGAUGUCAUUAAUCAAUGCGAUCUAAAUGAGAUUGCUAAUAGCAUAAACGCUGCGAACAUCAACUUGCUUGCAAUAGCGAAUAAAUCCUUGCAUAGAGACUCUCAGAUUGAUUUCAACGCAAGCGAAAAGCUUUUUGUGAGACUUUGCAAAAUGGUUGGAGCUGAAAUAAUGACAUUUGAGGAAACUAUACCAAAGUUGAGGUUUUAUAAGCAUCAGCCAACUACUCCAAUGGCAUGGAAGGUUGACAUGGAUUUAUUUGGCAUUGCAAUUCCAGUGAGGGCUUAUUUGAAAACAGCUAAGGAUCUCUUCCGACUCAAAUGGUCUGCUGCCACUGAGGUACACAAUAAAACGAUACCGGUUGAACGGAAUCGAGUUUUCGUGGAUAAAAGCAAAGAAGAAAUUGAUCCAGAUGAAAUUAUUACUGGAAAUAUGUAUGGACGAAAAUUUAUACCGUUUUCAGAUGAAGACAAAGAUGCAUUAAAGUAUAAAAGCGGACCGAAAAGUUUGAUAAUUUUCGGAUUCACAAAGCAAGAGCGGAUUAAAAUGGAUUCUUUGGCAGGCAAGGGCGCAUACGUUGUUGUACCUCAGCAAGAACAGUACGCCAGUCCAUUCUAUUCGUUGGUAAAGGCUAUGUCGGAUGCUAAGAAAGUCGCCAUUGCCAGAAGAGUAUAUCAGGCCAACUCUGCCCCAAAAAUGGGGGUAUUAAUCCCAGAAAUCAAUGUUCCUGGGCAACCUUGGUGUUUGGUGUAUAUCGAGUUGACUUUUGCUGAAGACAGAAGGAUAGUGGAGGUACAAUCUACGCGUUCUGCUCUGAAGGAGCUAUCAUCUGAGCAACAAGAAGCAGUGGAUAAUCUUAUUGAGUCUAUGAUGCUUAUGGAAGUUAAGGAUGAAACUACAAAGGAAAAGAAAGAAGCAUUUCAAGUAGGCACAGUAUGCGAUAUUUCCCGGCAGCAUGUAUGGGAUUUGUUAGCGCAUCGCGCUUUGAACCCAACUGAGACCGAACUACCAGAAGUAUCGGAAACUCUGAUAAACAUGAUUUCAGUUCCAAGCUCUGUACAAGUGAAAUCACAACCUACGUUGAGCGCUAUCAAGGAACUGUUUCCUAUGAAACGUGUGGAGCCAAAAGAAAGUACUUACAGUCAUGGCGCUAGAACUUCUAGAGAUCACACCAUGGAGUUCGAAAAUCACGAGACUGCGGUCGCAAAAACCACACAGAAUGUACUAUCAGAUAUUGAUAGAAAAAGGGCAGAACAACUGAAAGAUGAUGAGGAAAUAGUCCAAGCUACACAAUCUCUGCAGGCAGAUUUACAAAACAUGGAUGUUGAUUUCGAGGAUAUGGUAAUUGAAUUAAUAUUUGGAGUGUAAAUAUGCCUCGUGUAUUCGAAUGCUAACUGAACAACCGUUCAGAAUAGAAUCUUGUAAGAUUGAUUCUAACUAAUUUUUCCGCACAAAACAGUACGACUCCGAAUCGGAAUCAACUUUUCCAGCACACAGUCGCAUAUUAUUGCUUCGAUUUUCUUACUAUACGUAAUUUCUAUACAAUGUAAAUAACGAUGUUAUAACAUGGCGCCUAAUUUUUAACCGUUUCAAAAGGAUGUUUCUUAUUUG